This is a messenger RNA of Ipomoea nil (Japanese morning glory), 1657 nucleotides long. RefSeq names its product vinorine synthase-like. The coding region runs from base 178 to 1470 and encodes 430 amino acids. The record is from RefSeq and is a predicted model, not a curated record. NCBI's taxonomy places the organism in Eukaryota, Viridiplantae, Streptophyta, Magnoliopsida, Solanales, Convolvulaceae. The transcript has 2 exons.
AGUAUUAUAUUAUACAUAGAGUAGUUUUUCUGAUUGUAACAUUAGCAUCAUCAUAACAUUAUUACCUCUCCCUACCCACUCUAUAUAAACACAACACAUUAAGUUUGUGCACCAAAUUAAAGUAGCUACCAAUCAACCAUACAGAGAGAGUUAGCACUAACAUAUAUAGUUUUGAGGAUGGUGUUGAAAGUGGAAUUACUUUCCAAAGAGAUGAUGAUGAUCAAGCCAUCAUCACCAACUCCACCUCACCUCAAAACCCUCAAACUAUCCUUUAUUGAUCAAACCUCGCCGCCCUUUUUAGCCCCUUUCGUCUUUUUCUUCAAUCAUGCUUCUGCAGAUUCAUCACAACUGCUGAAGCAAUCUUUAUCGAAGGUCUUGACCCUGUUUUAUCCCUUAGCUGGACGGGUCAGAGGAAACGAUUUCAUUGAUUGUAGUGAUGAUGGCGCGCUAUGGGUUGAAGCUCGCGUUCAUGGCUUCCUCAAAGAUGUGGUUGAAAAUCCAUUAAUGGAGGAAAUAGAAAAGUUUCUUCCCCUAGAGCCUCAGAAAGGUGAUGAUAGUGAUUUUAUGCUUGCUGUUCAAGUAAAUUAUUUUCUUGACGGCGGAAUAGCGGUCGGGGUUUGCGUGUCGCACAAGAUCGCCGAUGCACUCUCUAUGGUCAACUUUGUCAAUGCAUGGGCUCUCAUUGCCCGUGAAGGAGACGCCGCCGAGAUCUCGCCGCCCAAUUUCGGGUUGGUGUGGCCUCUCUUCCCGCCAACCACGAUGGACUUAACCGGGUCUGAAUUCUCAGCGACCCUUGGCAUGACGACGAGGGAAAAGGUGGUCACCAGGCGCGUCGUGUUCAACAAAGAAAACCUGGCAGCUCUAAAGAAAUCUGCGGCGGCAGAGUCAUCGAGAGUGGGAGACCCCACCCGCGUGGAGGCCGUCUCCGCCUUCCUGUGGAAGCAUUUCAGGGAGGCCAACAGAAAAAAAUUCCAACACGGUUCCGUGAAGAAAACAUUCCGGGCCACCCAGAACGUGAACCUCCGAGCGAGGAUGAAUCCGCCGCUCCCGGAUACGACGUUUGGGAACCUAUGGAGUCUGGCAUAUACUACGGAAACAAGCCCAGAUGACGACGACGACCUGGUGUUUCAACUGAGAACUUCCAUAAGGGAAAUCAACGCGGAAUACAUAGAAGCUUUGCAGAACGGGAAAGGGCGUCCGGAACAUCUCCGAAAAUUGCAUGAAUGUUACAGCGGCGAAGGGGAAGCUAAGUUCUUAGAAUUUACUAGCUUGUGCAGGUUUCCAAUAUACGAGGUAGAUUUCGGUUGGGGAAGGCCUGUUUGGGCGUGCAUAACAAAUUUGCUCUGGAAGAAUCUCAUUGUAUUGAUGAGCACCAAAUGUGGGGAUGGGAUUGAAGCUUGGAUUACCAUGGGUGAAGAAGAUGAUAUAUAUAUGGGAGCAGGGAGAUUGACACCCAGGCCAAAACUAUAGUAUUAUAUUAUAUUGUCUGAUCCAAUUAGCUAGACUUAUUUUGUUUGAAUAAAAUUAAAUAUGAAAUACUACUCAUAAUAAUUACGGAGUAUAAGAUGUAUGGUCGUUAUCCCAGUUUUUCAUAUUUUAGUGUUAGUUGUAUGUGGGUUUUCCAUUUCUAUUUAUUAAUGAGAAUGUAGUUCUUGUA